Corylus avellana is the source of this 864-nucleotide messenger RNA. RefSeq names its product zinc finger BED domain-containing protein RICESLEEPER 2-like. Gene Ontology annotation, molecular function: DNA binding. The record is from RefSeq and is a predicted model, not a curated record. Lineage: Eukaryota; Viridiplantae; Streptophyta; Magnoliopsida; Fagales; Betulaceae.
AUGGCAUGUCUAGAUGUUCAAACAAGAUGGAAUUCUACGUACUUAAUGUUGAGCUCCGCUGAGAAAUAUGAAAAAGCUUUUGCCCUACUUGAGGAGAAUAAGGGUAAGUAUUUUGUUGCUCCUAGCUCUAUUGAGUGGGAAAGUGCUAGGCUAUUUGUGAGGUUUUUGAAAUCUUUUUAUAAUGCCACAUUGAAGUUCUCUAGUUCAAAAAAUGUCACCUCCAACUCAUAUUUCAUUCAACUUUGUAUUAUUCAAAAUACUUUGAAUGAUGGUAUUUGUAGUGAUAAUCAUAUUCUUAGUUCAGUGAGUUUUGAUAUGAAAAGAAAAUAUGAUAAGUAUUGGGAGACUGUGGAGAGGAUUAACUUAUUGUUGUAUGUGGCAUUUGUUCUUGACCCACGUUACAAGAUGAAGGGGUUAGUAUUUUGGUUGAGAAGACGCAAUGAUGUUGAUUGGGCGAAAUUUAUCAAUGAUAGAGUGGACGCCCUCUUGAACUGUUUGUGGGAUCAGUACAAUUUGUUUCAUGGGGAGGAUGGGUUAUCUAACUUUGAUGUAGGUAUACAAAGUUCAAUUCCUACUUUUUCAAAUGUUGAUGAUGAAGACUUGGAGGAUCAAGAUGUGAAAUAUUUGAAGGUGUUCACCCAACACCAAGAAAAGACCGACUUGGAGUGUAAGUCGGAGGUGGAACGAUAUUUGUCUGAUUGCACUGAAGGACGUAUAUUAGAUUCAUUUUGGAGUUCAUUAUCUCCACUUGCAAUUGAGGCCUUGAUUUGCACACAAGACCGGUUAAAGGGCUACCCAAAUAACAUUGAGGAGCUGCAGAAGUUUAUGGGAAUGGAAAGCUAUGAUGAGCCCGGAUAUAGCUAG